This is a messenger RNA of Nicotiana tabacum (common tobacco), 589 nucleotides long. RefSeq names its product protein SMALL AUXIN UP-REGULATED RNA 12-like. Gene Ontology annotation, biological process: response to auxin. NCBI's taxonomy places the organism in Eukaryota, Viridiplantae, Streptophyta, Magnoliopsida, Solanales, Solanaceae. The record is from RefSeq and is a predicted model, not a curated record.
UAUACGUUCGAACCCGCAGUCACAAACCUAUACAAGUCUACCCGAAAUAUCGAUGAAAUGGCCAUAAGAAAAUCAAACAAGUUGCCACAAGCUGUUGUGCUAAAGAAAAUCUUGAAAAGGUGUUCAAGUUUGGGAAAGAAAAAUGGCUAUGACGAUGAAGAUGGUCUUCCCACUGAUGUCCCUAAAGGCCAUUUUGCUGUCUACGUAGGAGAGAACCGAACCCGAUAUAUUAUACCAAUUUCUUUCUUAGCUCACCCUAAGUUUAAGUCCCUUCUCCAUCGUGCCGAAGAGGAGUUCGGGUUUAAUCACGAUAUGGGCAUUACCAUUCCCUGUGAAGAAUUCGUUUUUCGAUCAUUAACUUCCAUGCUGCAGCAGAAGAGAAAUAUUUAAAAGUUACAUUUAAUAUUAAUAUUAAAUAGAGCUAAUACCCUAAAAUCUCUCUAAACUAUCAGAUUUUUGUCAGUUACAUAUUUAAAAUGUCGUGUAUCUCCAAAACCCCCUGAACUAUCAUUAAAACCCUCUCGUGUGUAUAUUGCUAGCAGAGAUGGAGGCAAGAUGAAACAACACAUGGUGUAUUGCUUCUCUUUUU